Messenger RNA from Pichia kudriavzevii, 2439 nucleotides. RefSeq lists its product as uncharacterized. Bases 1 to 2439 code for a protein of 812 amino acids. NCBI's taxonomy places the organism in Eukaryota, Fungi, Ascomycota, Pichiomycetes, Pichiales, Pichiaceae. The record is from RefSeq and is a predicted model, not a curated record. Gene Ontology annotation, biological process: intracellular calcium ion homeostasis; transmembrane transport; monoatomic cation transport. Gene Ontology annotation, molecular function: monoatomic cation transmembrane transporter activity. Gene Ontology annotation, cellular component: membrane. The transcript has a single exon.
AUGGGAUGGAUACAUGAUCCGGUUGCGAUUUUUGGGGAUCUUAAGCUUUUCUCGGAGUGUGAACCUCCGAAGAACGGGACUGCUUCUGAAAUGUGUCUUUACUUGACUAACAAUUGUCCGGAUUUAAGCUACCUUUACCAAAGGCAAUACUACUGUAUGAAUGUGGACUAUCCAAUUAUGUCGAAUGUUUUGUUAUGGGUUACGAAUUCGAUCCUAACUGGGCUGUUGUUUUUGAUCUUAGGUUUGUUGGCUUCGGAUUACCUUGUUCCCAAUCUUUCCUCGUUGUCUGACUUACUCAAACUAAAUGAAAAGUUGUCCGGACUAACAUUGCUAGCUUUUGCCAAUGGUUCUCCUGAUGUCUUAUCCACUUAUAUUGCAAUGAAACAGGGAAUGACUUCAAUGGCCGUAGGUGAAUUGCUUGGUUCGGCUAAUUUUGCAUUGACCGUCGUUAUUGGUGUUUUGGCUAUUUAUAAACCUUUCAGAGUGAAUGAAACUACUUUCAUGAGGGACUUGAUUGUGUUUUUUCUACUGAUGGUCGUUUCUUUGUUUAUCUUGUUUGACGGCAAAAUUUCAGUUUCAGAGUCGAUUACGUUGUGCAUAUUAUACAUUGUUUUCAUAGUGCUGAAUUUUUUAUUUACCGAUGAUGAUGGAAACGAAAUAAUCGAAGGAUACGACAAAAACAAUACAGACAAUAAAUGCCCCAUGAAUGUCGGAGAUGAUUGUUUGAAUCCUUCACCUAUAGGUGAAACUUUGAGUGAUAGGCCCGAAAACUCCAGUACGAAUUCCAUGGCUUCAAAUGAAUCUAAUACAAGUGUCAAUGAUUAUUACUUUGCACAUAACGUUGAUAAUCUAGAAAGAGGUAGAGGUUACAAGAUUGCACUAAUUGAUUCGCUUCGUUUGGCAUGGUUGUGGAAACGUAAAGAAAUAAAAAAUAUACCCCUCCAUAGUCAAAGUAUUAAUAUCAACACAGACAUCGAGAACCAGAGUGAGGCAGAUGAACUUGCCCCACUCCAUUCCCCUUCUUCUCAACAAAUCAAAAUUACACAGCAUGUUUCAAAAGAUGACGAAGAGGAUAUAAAUAAAUUAGACGAGCCUCUUCAACUAAAAACAGACACAGAUAAGAAAAAGUCGGAAAUUCAUAAGUGUGCUAUCGAAGAUUCUACAGCUAAUUCACUUAAUGAUAGAACUAUCUAUAGCAGUGCCUCUUUAGGUCUAAAUAGAACAAAUUCUACAAAGAAAAUUCGCAACAAGGAUGAGUAUCAAAUUCUCUAUCCAUGCAAGGCUUAUGAUCCUUCGAGAAAUAACUCCCUCAUCAAUAUAAAACAGUACUUUCAAAACCAAGACAAACCGACAUCGUCGACCCCUCCUCUAUCUGACGUUGAACCUUUCAGAGGUAAAUUUCAAAUAAUUGAAGAAAAUGAUGUUGGUUCAUUUGCAAGUGAAGUACAUAGAGUUGGUGCAAGAGAAUCAAUGAGUGAAGGUUACCUAAGUCCGCACAGUUACACUAAAAACAUCACAGGUAAUGAUGAUACCAUGACAUGUUCUAGAAGCCCAAGCCCAAUGAUCAGGGCUAACCCACCGUCACUUACAUUAAUACCUUAUGUCGAAUAUACAAAGAACAGCAUGUUUACAAAAUUGUGUCCUCUUCAAAUCUAUACGAGUUCACUAGCGCCUCACGAAACAAUUUUAUCCUUUCUUAUUAUCCCAUUAAGUAGCAUCUUGAACCUGAUUGUUCCUGUGCCUUUACCAUCAGAACUACAGGGAGAUAUUUUGAAGCAUGAAUUAGAAAUCUCAACUAAUUUAUUCCACAUACAAAUCGGAGUUUUCCCUUUAAUAUUAUUUGAUUUUGAUAUGUCAUUUACUGUUAUAGCAGCUGCAAUAACGUUACCACUGCUUUCCAUACUCUUCAAGAAGGUUGUACCUAGUAUUUAUCAAAUUUCAUUCACCCCAGUCUCUUCGGUAGUCGGAUUUUUUGUGGUCUUGAAACUCAUAACAUUAACGGCAGCAGGAAUCAUUGCUAUUCUUAAAGAUAUUGCAGAAAUCUAUUCAUUAAAUGAAUCGAUUUUGGGAUUGACUGUACUUUCAUUAGGAAACAGCAUCGGUGAUGUCGUCACCAAUCUGGCAUUGGCUGGUUUGGGUAGGCCUUUAACUGGAUUACAUGCAUGUUUUGGAAGUCCUCUGCUCUAUAUACUUUUUGGUAUUGGCGCUUGCUCUCUAAUCAUUCAGCUAUCUAAUAAUCACAAUUCAUACAUUGAGUUCACUGUUGAUGGAAGUUUACAAUUAACCGCUUUAAGUAUAAUUAUGAUGUUGUUCUUUUACAGUGUCAUGAUACCCUUCAACGGGUGGAUGUUUAAGAGGUGGAUGGGGUUUGUCGGAGUUGCACUAUGGUUUAUUCUUACAAUUGCGAACUUUGUUAUUAAUGGACAUAAAGGGAUAUAG